AUGAUAUUAGUGCAUAUGUACUUAUUGGCAUUGAUGCCAGUGAUGGUUCUAUCUACUUGCAAUAUAAUCUAAUAAUAAGAUCACGUCUAUCCCACUGUAAAGGAAUAUUACAAGUGGGAAAUCAGAAAUUUUAUUCAAGGUGAUAAUUUGAUUUAUCAAUUGGACUCUCCUACUAGUCUGUUCCAACUUGAAUAGCCUUUACAUAGGAUCAGCGAGGCAAACCAUUUGGCUCCUCACAUCGAAAUGAUCGCUAUUCGAGCCUUUGAUAUUCCUGAAACUGGUGCUUGGACAAACGAUUUUGCCUUUAUGGGUCAAGAUUCUUCAGACGACACUUGGUGGAUAUAUUAUUCAGAGGGAAAAUAAAUCUAGAUGAAUUUAGCUCCUUAAUUUUCAAAUGAACUUAACUUCUUAUAAAACAACCCUCUUAUGAAAUGUUUGGAUCUUGAGUAUAUUGAUAGGAACACAUUUUUAGUUGAUUGCAUCGAGCGUGGUGACGAUACCAAUUUAGGCAAGAAUUACAUAUAUAUUGUUAAAAAGGGUGAUCCUCCCGUCAUCACAUCUUAUCAUUGGAACUCUAGAAAAUAUAAAACUGUUAACGAUAGAAAGGUAUAGUAUCAUGUUUACAAUGCUCAAAAUAUUGGUGAGGGUGGUGUUUCUGACGAAGUGCCUCUUAGGAUCUUAUUGAGAGGUCAAUAUGCUUAUGGUACUCCUGGCAGUAGCAUAACUAACCUUGAUGGUGAUUGCAUGAUAGAGUUGCUAACAAAUAACGAUUAGAAUGAAUUUGUAGAAACUAAUCAGAUUCUGGAUAGAAAUCUAUUGAUAAAGGAUUUACAGAUAAAAGCAGAGGAUUAGGAGAACUUUAAAUUCAAGAUGAUAGAUUUUAAAAUAAUGCCUAAUGGUGAUAUUUAUGUGUUGGAUGCCUAGAAUGGUAUUUACAUUUAUUUUGUCACUUCAAGAUCUGAGUUCAAAUUCAAGAGAAAGAUUGAAAUCGGAGCAGAUUUAGCUUAUGCAUUUGACGUCAAUAAUAAGAUUGACUUAGAGGGCAAUAAUCAUGUUCACAUUGCUGUAGUUCAUCAGAAAUCAGUUGUAGAAUAUAUUGAUGGAUAACAAACAGGAGGGUGGUUGGAUGCAUUUGAUGCUAAACAUCCUGCAUUCAUAUUUGCAAGUCAACAAUUCUUGAUAGUCAAUCCAGGAGGAAAUACUUUCUACAUUUAUAAUUCAGAUCAUCAAUACUUAAUUCAUACAGAAGUUUUGCUCACUAAAAUAUACUUGGCAAAUCCAUAUGAGCCAGAUCUCAUAGCUAUCACAAAUUCAUUUGCUUACAGAUACGAAGUGGGAUAUGCAAGAUUAGCAGUUCACUCUUAUGAUGCUACACUUGGAGAUAAUGAAGUUGAAUUUUCAGCAACUGCAACAGACAAGAAAUGUUCAGCAUCACUCAAAUAUCAAAUAAUUAAAGAAGGUGACACAACUAUUUAUCCAGUUGAUCAUGAUCCAUUCCCAUAAGUAAUGUAAUAUCCUUCAGAUCCCAUCUUCGUGUAGGAAUUGGCAGCUGGACCAAACUUGAUAUAUAACAAUGGAGAUGAUUCACAAAAAGAUCAUGUUAUUGUAGACAUUCACACAGUUUGGGAACUCAAUGUUACUGGAUUGACUUUUCCAACUGUUACCGAUGUGGCAUAUGCUGAUGUACUCAUAGAUCCUCAUUGGUCUGGUGCCCAUAAAUUUUGGUUCCUUUAUUAAUUGUAAUCAACAAAAUAGAUUGAAAUCUUUGAAUGCACGACCAAAACCUAGUUAUCAAGAGAUGUUCAUUGUGAAGAACACGCCAAAUUUAAAAUUCCAAAUAUCUUAAAUCCAAGUACUUCUCAAUUUGAUUGGGAUGCAGAAGAAGGUGACGUAUUGACACUUUAAUUCAUCGAAAAUGAUUAUUAAAUCUCCAUCUACGAAAGUACUCAUGAUUAAUCAGGUCCCUUAUUUAAAAUAGAUUAUGAACAAACAACUGACAAUAAGAUUACGUCAUUCACUGUUUUGAGAAAAGCCAUUUAUGUAGUGUUACCAAACAAAAAAGAAGUUGAUGCUUGGUUUGGCUUCUUCCCCACACCAACAUAGCAUAUCAUUUCCAGUAAAACAAUACUAAUGCAGGGAAGUGAAAGAGUAUUCGAACCUAAGAGAGUGUUUGGUAAUCCUGCUCUGAAGAGUGAAUUUGUAUUGAUUCAAUCAAAAGAUUGCAUUUUCUUUGGAGACAUGAGAAAUACCUUCACCUUAAUUUAUGUGUUUGACAUCAUCCCUGGUGCCGAUGUUAGAGCCUACUUGGGAACAAAAACCAUCUUUAUAGUUCAAAAGAGUGAUACCCUUGGAUUCAAGAUAUAGGAGUACAAUUAUGAGAAAUUGAACAACAUCUACCUGAUGAAGGAGUUGCCACUCUACGACUACGUUAUCCAAAGUCCAUUGACUACUGAUUAUUGUUAUUAAACUGGAUUCUUGUUUGUACGUGCCUUAGACCCAUCUUCAUAAGAAACUGUGAUUCUAGUCUAUGAAUCAAAUGUCCUCUAUCAGUUGUCAUUACACAAAGUCGUUAAGACUCACUUGAAAAUCAAUGAUGGUUAAGUUAUGAAUAUGGCUGCUGCUGGACAUGACUAAAUGUACAUGUAUGUCAACAAUCAACAAAACAUCUAAAAGAUGAUUGGGUUUUUGAGAGAUGCCAUUGCAAUUUUGUAACCAUCUCAUCUAACCAAUCAAUAUGUUACCAAUUUGAUGGCUACAGUCAAUAUCACGAAUCAAGUGGUUACCAAACCGUAUUAGAUUUCAUACCCCAUCAAAUAUGUGAAUACUCAAACUUACAUCAAAGUUGAUUAAGAGGAGUUGUCAAAACAAAAGGAUUCAUUUGUAUUCCUCAAUUAAGCUGCCGAUCAAUUUUUAGAAAUUAAAACAACUGGAUGGUAAUCUGGAUAAGUAAUCAAGUACGAUGCUGAAUGCAAUUCAUGUGGAUCACAAUAGAUCAAAAUGCUUAAUCCAGUUUAUAAUCUUACAACUGGACAAUAAUAUCAAUAACGCUUUAUCGAUGGAGUUGCUAUAGGUACUUCAAUGAUCUUUUUGACAAGUGAUUCCUUAAUCCUCCAAGAUGAGACAGGUAAAUAUGUAGGCACACACAAAUUACCUCUAGGAAUUGGGGCUGAUUGCAAAUCUAUUACAGCAACUGAUAAUGGUAAAGCAGUAUUGUGUGGAUGUGAAGAAAGAGGAGCUGUCAAUAUCUAUCUAGUUUUUUGUGAUGGAAAGACAUUCACAUCUGCUACACCAACAGUGCAAUAGGUUGGUUAGAAUGCAAAAUACCCAUCUAAAUUAUUGUACAAGGAUGGCAUACUUUUUAUUUUGGACAAUAACAACAACGAUCCAACAUAAUAUGAUGGUAGUGUCAGAGUUCAUAAAGUCAAUAUAAAUGAAGCAGACAAGUCUUGGACUUUUGAAACUGGAAAAGUCAUCAAUUCUUAAUUCUUAAGCACUGAACCUACUGUACCUUUUCAACCAGCAGAUUUUGAUGUUAUCAAAUAUGAAGUUGGCAAUGUACAUUAUUUCAAGUUAUUGUUAUCCAGUGCCUUAUAUAGAGUUUGGUUUGUUGAUCUCUAUUUUGAUAAUGGAACCAUUAAAUUCGGAUAACAUGAUAAAUUUGAUCUUUUUGGAUUAAUCGACAAAAACUUUGCAAUCAAAAGUCACACUCGUUUCUACUAAAUCAGAGCAAUUAAAUCAACCAAAAAGGAUAAGUCACUCUUAACCACUGCUUUGAUAUCUACUAAUAUCAUGGCCACGUAUGCUGUCACCUUCACAUAUGACAUCACAGACCCUGUCAAAGGAGCACCUGUCUCAUCAGAUGCCACUGUUCCCUUUUUGCUUGCCAAUUACGGAACUUGGAGACAAAUGAACAAACUUACACUCUUUGAAGAUCACGUCGCCAUUGCUUAUACCAAUCAAUAAAGCAUUAUGGUUGCCGUCUAUUUGUUACCAACCAUUGAUCAUAAUGCCAUAUAAGAUAGUUAAACUAAAGUUGUCACGCUGAUAGGAGGUGAAGAAGACUAAUAAAUGUUGCAAAUCUCUACUUAUUUUGUUAUGACUCUCUCCAAAGAUGCUACAUUAACAAGACCUGUACUUCAUACCAAUCUUCUUUUUAAUGAUGCAACAUUUGAAAAUAUGCUCAUCAAAUACGGAGUCACUGAUUAUCCAAGAUUAUUCAUUUAAAAGGGAGAUCAGGUAGAAGCAUAAAAUGUUUACAUCACUGCCAGAAAUGAUUAUGGAUCAGCACAAGCUGUCAUUCAUUUAACCAAGAAAAAUCCACCCGGGCCAGACCCUCCUGGUCCUGAACCAGAUAAUGAUUCUAAAGGAAGUAGCAAUUGGUGGUGGAUUACAUUGAUAGUUAUCUUUGGAGUUGCUAUUCUUGGUGUUGGCGGAUAUUUUAUCUAUACCAAAUUCUUUCAAAAUAGAAAAACUGCAUUACAAGUUUAAGCCUAUUGA
Paramecium tetraurelia is the source of this 4497-nucleotide messenger RNA. RefSeq lists its product as uncharacterized. The record is from RefSeq and is a predicted model, not a curated record. Lineage: Eukaryota; Ciliophora; Oligohymenophorea; Peniculida; Parameciidae. The transcript is spliced from 6 exons.